CUCCUCGUCUUCUCAUUUGUGAGAGUGAAUGGGGCCAGUCAUGCGUCUGCUAAUUACAUUGCGCACACUAUGAUGAAUUACAAUGCAUGUAGAAAGGAAUGGGAACUACCGUGGCGGUCGGAGAAGGAAAAAGAAAAAGGUACUGACCAGCCGACUGGAUACAUAGGGACUGCCGGAUUAAUGUGCACAAGGCGGUUCAGGCACCCCAAAAUACGACGAAAUUCCAAGCCGAGACAGUGGUAGUUAUUAAUGGUGCCCCCACGUGGAAAGCAUCUUCGACCGUCAGGCUGUGGCGGAUGAUACGAGUCUCAAAUAUCUUGGUUCAAGGUGGCCCUAUGUCGGUCAUGCGCAGCCCAUUGGUUUUCAUCAUGGUUUUAUUAAUUAGGUGCCUUAGGAACACUUGUGGGGCUCAUUCUCAUCGUAUAACUUGGACAAUGCUGGGGUCCUGGGUGGCGCCGGGGUGUUACAAGCUUGAAGAACUUAUGAUACAAGCAGAAACUAUAAGGGACCGAGUUAUGGAUCGUAAAUGACCCAGGAUUCGAUCAU
Lasiosphaeria miniovina is the source of this 546-nucleotide messenger RNA. RefSeq lists its product as uncharacterized. The annotation marks the transcript as partial. The transcript is spliced from 2 exons. The record is from RefSeq and is a predicted model, not a curated record. NCBI's taxonomy places the organism in Eukaryota, Fungi, Ascomycota, Sordariomycetes, Sordariales, Lasiosphaeriaceae.